Messenger RNA from Condylura cristata (star-nosed mole), 291 nucleotides. RefSeq names its product chromosome unknown open reading frame, human C12orf77. The transcript is spliced from 3 exons. The record is from RefSeq and is a predicted model, not a curated record. NCBI's taxonomy places the organism in Eukaryota, Metazoa, Chordata, Mammalia, Eulipotyphla, Talpidae.
AUGAUCAUUCAGGACGUUCAGGAUCCAAAAGCCUCCAGCAAACAAUCCUGGGACUUGCCAAUACCGAAACUAGCAACACCCUGAAAGAUUUCCCUCCUAGUCAGAAAGGAAGUAGGUGGCAGAGCCAGAAAUAACAUUCAAAUUCGGAACCCACUAGACCAUAUCACCUGUCUGGCAAGUGACACUCUUACUUCCCCUUCUUCAAUCCCAAACACAUGUUUUGUUAACACCAGAAAGAACACAAAGGGGUCACACACAGACUUUACAAAAAGAAACCGAAGUGAGGCUUAG